Protopterus annectens (West African lungfish) is the source of this 1428-nucleotide messenger RNA. It is a transcript of the gene CCDC25, whose product is annotated as coiled-coil domain containing 25. Lineage: Eukaryota; Metazoa; Chordata; Ceratodontiformes; Protopteridae. The record is from RefSeq and is a predicted model, not a curated record.
UGCUGAUGAAAAACUCAGAGAAGGUACUUCUGUCCCAUGAAAAGGUCUCUUUCCCUGGUUAAAUCAAGCAACAUCCCUUGUUAUGAAUCCCUGACCUAGAAGUGAUGGUUCUCUCAUGCCAAGUUUGGACAAUGGAACAGCUGAAAAGGAACAGUUCUCCCCGGUUUGUGGUGGCUGAAAGAACUUCACCAGAGGAAGCCAGAGAGGUACAGUGGGAGGUAGAUCAGCAGGAGCAGGUUAACUAUCCAUGCUGUGAUGAAGGAGGAUGCUUCAGAUGUGUUGUCAGCCCACCGUACACUAUUUACAUGGGAAAGGACAAGUAUGAAAAUGAAGACCUUAUAAAACAUGGGUGGCCAGAAGACAUUUGGUUUCACGUGGAUAAAUUGUCCUCUGCACAUGUAUACCUCAGAUUACAGAAGGGACAGACUAUAGAAGAUAUUCCUAAAGAGGUACUAACUGACUGUGCUCAGCUUGUGAAAGCAAACAGUAUUCAAGGCUGCAAAAUGAGUAGUGUUACAGUAGUAUAUACUCCUUGGUCUAAUCUGAAGAAAACAGGAGACAUGGAUGUGGGACAGAUAGGAUUUCACAAGCAGAAGGAUGUAAAAACUGUAAUGGUGGAAAAGACAAAUGAAAUUGUAAACAGAUUGGAAAAGACAAAAACUGAACGAUUCCCAGAUUUAGCAGCAGAGAAGGAGGCUAGAGAUAGAGAAGAAAGGAAUGAGAAGAAAGCACAGAUCCAGGAGAUGAAGCGGAAAGAAAGAGAAGAAAUGAAAAAGAAGAAGGAAAUGGAUGAGUUAAAGAUGGCAAUGAUUCAGAUGAGUUCAUGUAAAAUAACUGAAAUGCUGCAACAGUUUUUCCUCGCUGGAUUUCUGCAUGGAGGACAUUGAAAAUGCCAAAAAUUACUGUAUUUGCCUGGUCAUCGUAUCGAUGUUGGCAGUAAUGCAGAAAAUGAGUACCGUCAAUAGUCUUUGUGCAAUGGCUCACUGCAGACAGAUUAGACAUAGGCUUCAUCUUUACUUUAUGGGGAAACAGUUUUCUACAAUAAAAGACAUGUACGAGAAUCAUCUCCUAAAUUCACCAAACAGCAGCUUUGCAGACGUUUUGCUGUUUUUACACAUGAUACAAUUGGUCUAUUCUUUAACUGAUCACAGUGUAAAUUAACAGUAACAUAGGUGGCACAACUUAUAAAUUGGCCUUUUAUAAAUGACACUUUUUUUUUUUUUUUUAGAGUUGCCACUGGAUCAUUAAUUGCUGUUAAAAGUAUUUUAAGUUGCCAUCAAACUUAUAUUUGUAACUUUUAUUACACAAGACAAAUGCUAGCAUGGUUGGAAUGAAACAUCAACUAUAGGUGAAAUAAGCAGUAAAAUCUGUUUAUGCUCUGCUUAUAUGUGUACCUGUAUGUUACAGAUUAAAGUUGUUUAGACAAGA